Messenger RNA from Durusdinium trenchii, 2933 nucleotides. NCBI's taxonomy places the organism in Eukaryota, Dinophyceae, Suessiales, Symbiodiniaceae. The record is from the annotation of a GenBank genome assembly.
GCAGUCCAAAAGAUGUCGCCAACGAGAUCCGCCAGCCAUGGAAGCAGGUCAUGAGCCGAAAAGGAGGCUGCAGUGUGGAGUGAAAGGCGCCCCGCGGUCGAGUCGCAGCCCGAAUCCCGCCGCUGCCGUCUGGACGCUCCGCCACGCGCUGCGCACCCCGAAGUCGCCGCACCGACCCCGAAGUCCCGGCGCUCUGCCGCUGCCGUGGCGAUCGGCGCGACCGCAGAGUGGCGAUGGCGCGCGGACGCCGCGGCUCGGCGGCGAGGUCAGCGAGAUCAGCGGAGAGGUGCCCAGCUUCGAGAUCGUGAGUGGAUCUGCAGCACCCCUGAGAGACCGCGCCGUCCAGGGACAUGAGGACAUCUCCCAGAUGCUCGCGUGGAUGCAGCCCAUGAAGUGCGGGAACUACGUGCACGGUUUGUCCAGCUUGGCCUUUGAGAUCGAAGAAAAGACGCAGAAGUGGCACGGCUAUUUGGGUGGUCGUUGUAGCAGGAAGGAAUCCUUGGAUGCCAUCCGAGGAGAAGCUGUCCCGCCCAAGGACUUUUCACACUCGGCGGAAGCCGCUUCUUUGCUCGUGCGGCUCUGCCGUGCUCUGCCGCAGGGCUUCCUGUUGCGGACGAUGCUGGAGCCCUUGGUGCAGGAGCUCAUGGAGUCCAUCUUCUGUGACUGGCCACGAACCUUGCCUUCGCUGCAGGACUUGAGGGCCUCGGAAGUGGAGACGGAUCGCUUUGGCCAGCUGACCAGCUACGCGCAAAUGGUCACAGGUCUUCGAGCCAGCGCCGAGGCCGCCCGGCAAGCGCAGCUGCGGAGCGAGGCGCAAGAGCAGAAAGCGAUGCAGACCGCCAAGAAGAAGAGCAGAGCCUAUGAGGAGCUGCGUGUGCAGGCCAAGCGCUUGGAGGAGGAGCGGGAGCAGUGUCGCGCGGCCAUGGAAGCGGCGGAGAAGAAGUUGGCCGAGACCGAGGAGUUCUUGCGCACCUUCAAGCAGCAAACCAAGAUUGCCUUGAACGACUAUGGAGACAUUCAGUACCGGGAAGCCACCUUGAAGUCGGAUUUCAACAGCCUUCAGGUGCAAUGCAAAGAGAAGGACCACUUGAUCGGCGACCUCCGGGACCAAACGGUCGCCCUGACCCAUGAGACCCAUGUGCUUGAAGAGAAGCUGAUCAAGGUGGAGCGAGAGAUGGAGCGCCGAACCGCGGACGCCGCGCGGCUGCCGGAGCUCUAUGAGAAGCUCGAGUACUUUGAGGCUGAAGAGGCAGUGCAUGGGGUGGCCUUUGCGCGGCGUGUCGCACAGGAGGUCUUGGGAAAGUCACUCGAAGACCUUGCAGGCCGCUUGCCUGAGAGAAUGGCCAUGGAGAAGAAAACCAAGGUGACCUUAGAGGCAGUGCUCCAGACUCUGCUGACCGCCAUGCGAGAUCGGGAGAAGUCCAAGGAACAGGUGCUGAAGACGCAUUCGCUACUGGAGGAAGUGAAGCAACUGGUGCCCAUUUGGAACGAAAGCUCGAUGCAGGACUUGCUGGAUGCCUAUGACGAAGAUUCCGCGGUUCAUCGUCAGGUCUACAGCAUGAACGACAAGCGCAGCUUCGCAGGGUUGGGACUUGAUACCAGCGUUCCGCCCUAUCUUCGAGCAGAGGGCUUCGUCAAGCAUCGCUACAUGUCGAAGAAGGAGUGCGAAGACAUCAUGGAGAGCUUCUUCUUUGAGGCACCGUCGGAUAUGCACUUCUUCACGCUUCACCAGGAGUUACAUCAAUCACUUCAGAGGCGCUUCAAGGAUCCCGAGGAGUUCACGGAGUUCGCCUAUGCCUUUAUCUGUAGCUUGGAGGCCUACAGAGACGAUCCAGACUUCGAGCUGUUCGAUUUGAUGUUGGCCGGAGCAGUGCAUCCUUCCAUCAUGCAGGAUCAAAAGAAUCUGCUACGCGAGCUCCAGGGUUUAGUGCACAACUGCGCGGAUGGUAUCGAGGGCACCGCCGUGCGGGGCAAGUCGGGCAAGCCGACGACCCGCGAUCAGGUCAACCGCCAGGUCAUGAGGGCAGUGAUGCAGGCCACGUUUCCAGUGAAGUCAGUGGAUCGAAUGAACUCCCUGAUGCGAGCACUCCACAAGACCUUGGAGCUGCUGUUCGAGGCGGGUCGUGCCUCCUCGCCGGACGCCGCCUUCGUGAGCGACCUCUUCUCCGCCACUGCAGAUGGCACACAAACCCCUUUCAUCGAGGAAAUGCGGCGGCAACAUCUCUAUGAGGUGCUCGAGUUCACGGCGGAGAUCUCCACGGACCUCAUUCGGUCUGCGGGUGGCGAGAGCUUCGUGAACUUGCACGGUCGCUUGGACCCUUUCACUUUGGUGACCCAGGAGGAGACGAUGAAUGUGUUGAUGGGAUAUUUCCCGGAGGUGAAGUGCGCUGCCAUGGUCCAUGUGGCCUGGAAGCUGGGCGAUGAGUCCUCGCAGCGGGUGGCCGAGGUGCUCCAGAAGUUCCGCCACCACUUCCUGCUGAAGCACGAGAACGCCUGGGUGGUGGUGAGUCCAAAAGCAGUGGUCGAACGUGUGGUGGAGCUAGGCCCAGGCAAGCUCAACAGAGAUGGCACCGAUGAGAAGGUGGCUCCACAGCGAAAUCGGGCCUUGAAGGUCUUGGACAAUCCUUACGACCGGGACGAAAGGUAUACUCCACAGCAACUGCUGAAAGAGACGAGCCGUGUGCCCAGGAAGUUUACUGAAGAGGAGGAAGUGGCAGAGAUACCAAAGGCCGACUGGGACAUGCCAAUGACAAAAAAUCGUUCUUACGUUCGGACCUUCGUUCGUUCUCCGUGUGUCAAACCCUUCUCCUAAGGGUCCAACGUUUUGCAAUUUCACACUUUCGUUUUGCGAACAAAUUCGAGACUUAACCAUUCUAAACAAGCGGGCCAGCGCAUGGCAUCACGACGGACAUCACGGGCUCAGUGAUGCCGAC